AAUUUCAAUUCAAGAUCGUUUACAGAGCUGGAAAGACUCAACAGCACGUGGACAUCUUCACUCGAUAUAUCGAGUUCAGCCCACCGGACGAGCAAAUUCACGCAAGAUAG
Messenger RNA from Gregarina niphandrodes, 110 nucleotides. RefSeq lists its product as hypothetical. The record is from RefSeq and is a predicted model, not a curated record. NCBI's taxonomy places the organism in Eukaryota, Apicomplexa, Conoidasida, Eugregarinorida, Gregarinidae. The transcript has a single exon. The annotation marks the transcript as partial.